AUGUCGUCCAUGUUUGGAGCUGUCUGUUCGGGCCGUCCUAUGGAGUUGGCCCAGCAAGUGGAGCCCACCAAGUGGGUUUUUUCCAUUGCCAAUGCCUCCAAUGUUAAUCACAUAGCAGUGUUCAUACUUCCCCAGACCCAAUUCACCGAUAACAACUUCACAGCGCUAGUGUACUUCCAGCUUCCCAAUUCCACUGAUUUUAAGUUACUUGGAGGCUUGAAUCCUUCCAAACCACUGGCCAUUUUCCGUCUUAACAAUACAACAGCGAAACGUACUGAGUCACAUUUGGCAGACGACGAUGAUGCCAUGAACGACGACUCGGCGCCUCCUGCCGAUUAUGUGCUUAAUAUUGGUAUUUCUAUCGAGCCUACUCCCCAAGCAGAGGCACUCAUAGCACAGGAAAGGUCGAAACAAAAAUCCAUUCUCCCUGCCCCAACUUCGGGACCACCAGCACCUCUGCAGCCUCUGGAGAUUGCAGGUUUGGCUAACAAGAUCGUCAAGCACGCAUACAACUACUUGGGGAGUUUCAUUGAUGGCUCUGGAAAGGUUCCCAUGAAGGCUUUCGACAAUUGUCCCACCACGAAAGCACCAGCACCAGCAUUGGCCAAGUUGGCACCAUUAGAGGACGUGGCUGCAGAAGAGGAGCCAGAAGAGGAAGCUGCUGCAGACGAUGCAGCCGAGGAAGCGGUUGACGUAGAACCAGAAGCUGAAGCUGAAGCUGAUGCAACAGACGAGGCACUGGACGAGGCUGCCUCGGAUGUGGAUGUGCCCAUCACCAUGGAGGAUGUGCCCAUUACCAUGGUAGAUGAGCCCAUCACCAUGAUGGAGUCGCUGCCAGUCAUGGCAUGCGAGUGUUCGUCAUCGUGA
Sungouiella intermedia is the source of this 867-nucleotide messenger RNA. NCBI's taxonomy places the organism in Eukaryota, Fungi, Ascomycota, Pichiomycetes, Serinales, Metschnikowiaceae. The record is from the annotation of a GenBank genome assembly.